AUGAUCAUUUUUAGCAGCCUGAGAUCAUCAGCACCCUGUCAAUUUGAGGUGCAGGGAUGGCGGGUAUGGCGGGUAUGGGCUCUGACGGCUCUGUUGUUUCUCAACCAGGCAUCAGUGGCAGUGGCGGCAGCUCCACAGUUCCAUCAGUCAGCCGCUCUCUCCACUAUUUCAAGCCAAGUUUCUGAAUCUUCGAGCCAAAUAUUGCAGGAUUUGAAGGAUUUCACGCCAGCGUCUAUCACGUACCCCCACUUUGGCACCGCCAAUGACAUUAUGAGACGAGGAGGCAUAGAUGCGGCUAGGGUUUGGAAGCUUGCCAUUGUCGCAGCUUUGCUGGGGUCACUGACAGCAGUGUGCAUUCCAGGGAAGAAGCAAAUGAAGUUGGAAGCAAAAGAGGAGACCGUCCAAAGCUAUCCAUGGAAGAUGCUGCCGCCACCUGCGGAUGUAGCGGCAGCUGGUCCUACCUUUGCUGAUGGCGUCGGCGCUGGUUGGAAGAAGAUUCUUGUGAGCCGGGGCAUGCGGCUUCAACAUCGUGGCAUGGCUCUUCUUGCUGACCAAAGUGGCCAAAAGACCAGAGCUCUGAUAGUGAGAGACAUGCAAGCUGGUCCAAAAUCAGCAUUGGCGGCACAACUUCACCGUCAUGGCUUGCAGGACCUCGCCCCACUAACUGUGCGGAAGACUUCUGAACUGGGCAAGCUCCUGCACGGCUCCAAGCGAAGGAUGAUGACUCACGUAGCCACUGGACCCUGGGUUCUGAAACAUGCACUUGCAAGAGGAGAUGCAGAAGGUGUCACGCCCUUCAAGGAUGCACAGUCUUUACUGGCCUUCUGGGAAUCCAUGCCAAAGUCAACAAGAUGCAGCUAUGUCGCGCAAGCCUGCCUCCAGCAUCCUUUCACUCUCAACGGUGGGCCUGUCAUGGUGCGUUCAUUUGUUCUUGCGCUAGACAAUGGACGAUGGUUUCUUCACACCGAAAACCUAAUCCUGGUGCAAUUGCAAGAGUUGCACUCCCCGGAUUCACCAGUGUCAAGGCUGGAAGAGAUCCCAGCAGUUCGAGGAAGCGCGUGGUCACAUCACGCAGAGGUUUGGCGCAACCUUCGUCGUUCCCUGACCACCGUGGCGCAGCACAAGUCUCUGGGUCGGAAGUGGUUAAAAGCACAGACUCCAGUGGGCAGCCACGGCAAAGCAGGCUGCCUGAACUUCCAACUGUUUGUGGUGGAGUGCGCAGUCGACCAAGAUAAGCAGCCCUGGCUAACUGAUAUGUACCCGAUGGCAGAGAGUCCUCAACAGGGCACUGCAGCGGAGAGUGUCUGGGAAGAAAUCAUGAAGGACGCUGGCAAUCUCAUCUUGAACCCAUUGGUAGAACAAUUGCAGCGCGUGGGCAAACAGGUGACGGCUUUAGAUUCCGGAGGAGGUUACGAAACGAGAAAGAGCUCAGCAACUUCAGCUUUUGUUCAACUAUGCGAGCCAGACAGUUGA
Molecule: messenger RNA, 1473 nt
Organism: Cladocopium goreaui
Lineage: Eukaryota; Dinophyceae; Suessiales; Symbiodiniaceae
Source: the annotation of a GenBank genome assembly